AUGGCUAAAACAACAGCAACUGGGCUUAUCAUCCUUUUCUGCCUUCAAUUCUUGGUCCGUCUCUUUCCAUGCCAUGGCACUGAUCAUUGCAGCAGGGUGAAAGGGAAGGAUGGAAAUGAUGAGAUCAAAGGGAUGUUUGUAUUUGGAAGCUCUUUGGUUGACAAUGGCAACAACAACUACCUUCGAAACUCAACUGCUAAGGCUGAUUUCUUACCAUAUGGGAUAGACUUUCCCUAUGGACCAUCUGGCAGGUUUACAAAUGGGAAAAAUGUCAUUGACCUUCUUGGUGAAAAGCUUAAGCUUCCUUCUCUUAUUCCAACCUUUUCUGACCCUUCAACCAAGGGAAGAAAAGUUGUUCAUGGUGUCAACUUUGCCUCUGGUGCCUCUGGUAUUUUAGAUGAUACUGGUUUUCUUGCGGUUCAAGUUAUCAGUCUAAAUCAACAAAUAAGGAACUUUGAGAAGAUUACUUUGCCAGAACUAGAAAAACAGUUGGGUUGCGGAAGCAAGGAAUUACUCCAAAACUACUUGUUUGUUGUGGGGGCCGGAGGGAACGACUAUUCAUUCAACUACUUCCUCAGAAAACCUGACAACAAUGUCAGCCUUCAAGCCUUUACUGCCAUUCUCACCAAGUUACUUUCCCAGCAAAUCCAGAAGUUGUACAAUUUAGGAGGGAGGAAAUUUGUGUUGAUGUCGGUAAAUCCACUGGGAUGUGCUCCUAUGGUGAACGCAGUGCGUAAGGGCAGGUGCAUUAAUGCUCUGAACAAGGCAGCUACUCUCUUCAAUGAUGGCUUGAAGUCGUUCAUAGAUGUGGCCAAAGCAGACAUGCCAAAUUCUAAUCUUGUUUUUGUCAACUCAUACAAGAUUAUAACCGAUAUCAUCAGAAACCCUGCCUCCAAAGGUUUCAAAGAUGCUAAAAAUGCAUGUUGUGAGUUGGUGCCAUCGAUCCAAUUAGGAGGCAGUGGAAUUUUAUGCAAGAAAGGAGGGAAGACAUGUGGAGACAGGAGUGGUCAUGUGUUCUUCGAUGGACUGCAUCCAACAGAAGCAGUGAAUACUCAAAUAGCAACCAAGGCAUUUAGCUCUUAUCUUCAAACUGAAGUUUAUCCCAUUAAUGUCAAUCAACUUGCCAAGCUUUAGAUUUCUAGGCUUCCAAUGUAUAUUGGUUUGAUUUCAAUUACGACAUACGAAUUAUUGCAGCAGUGAGGGAUCUUAUAUAUUAUCGCUCAACAUUAAUCAGAGACUCAUAUAAAUAGUUAAGUUG
Molecule: messenger RNA, 1258 nt
Organism: Durio zibethinus
Lineage: Eukaryota; Viridiplantae; Streptophyta; Magnoliopsida; Malvales; Malvaceae
Product: GDSL esterase/lipase At1g29670-like
Molecular function (GO): hydrolase activity, acting on ester bonds
Source: RefSeq, a predicted model, not a curated record